AUGUUCUGGAGACUUGUCAGAAAAACAGUAACAGCUCCAUGUCUCCAGAUGCUGUGCAGCUGCUUUGCAGGGGUCCGUCCGGUUCAACAUGGUAACGCCAAGACCACCAACUUCAACACGCCCCAGGGCAACCUCAAAUCUCAAGUACGUCUGCCACUGCUCCUGUCUCUCUCCUCUGUCGUCUACACAAGCGCUCUCAGUUGUUCGCCUGCGCGGGCAGGGCACGGGGGCUUGAUGUCCCCCGCCUGUGUACGAAUACGCCCUCCUCCGCCGCGCAGAACUCAAGGUACAUUGAGCUGUCAGUGGGACUGCAGGCGAGGUAGUUACCUACCUUGUGGCGUUGCUCCAGCCCACAGACGGGUUCUCAUCUUCCCGCAGUUAUCCGCAUCUGUCUUGCAGUCGGGGUGGCUUCAAUAUACCCGUCGUGCUCUAGCUUCCAACGGCCCUAAAUAUCAGGGAGCGACGAAGCAGAUGCUCAUUACGCACUUCACAGUUCUUUCCCCCACCCCUUUUUCCCACAACGGUGCCAUCAUCUCAAGGGGAUCCCUUCGGAAGCCUCACAUCGUCUUCCCUGUCGAUGACUGUGCCUACGCGUUCGCCGCCGGUGCGGUUACAACCUAA
Colletotrichum abscissum is the source of this 621-nucleotide messenger RNA. RefSeq lists its product as uncharacterized. The record is from RefSeq and is a predicted model, not a curated record. NCBI's taxonomy places the organism in Eukaryota, Fungi, Ascomycota, Sordariomycetes, Glomerellales, Glomerellaceae. The transcript has 2 exons. The coding region runs from base 1 to 621 and encodes 206 amino acids.